Messenger RNA from Asparagus officinalis (garden asparagus), 1921 nucleotides. Its product is annotated as protein NRT1/ PTR FAMILY 4.4-like. Gene Ontology annotation, cellular component: membrane. NCBI's taxonomy places the organism in Eukaryota, Viridiplantae, Streptophyta, Magnoliopsida, Asparagales, Asparagaceae. The transcript is spliced from 5 exons. The record is from RefSeq and is a predicted model, not a curated record. Gene Ontology annotation, molecular function: transmembrane transporter activity. Bases 74 to 1873 code for a protein of 599 amino acids. Gene Ontology annotation, biological process: transmembrane transport.
AGAAGAUGGUUCGCUGAGAGUUUCUCCUCGAAGGGGGAGUUAAUCAUUCCAGGCUUUCUUCAGCAAACAAAAUAUGGAAGUUGAGCGCACAAGAGAGAGCCUCGACGGGGAUGGUACCUCCUCCGAUCAGUUAUCCUUCGAUUGGAGGGGCAGACCUUGUAACCCCAACAAGCAUGGAGGCAUGAGAGCAGCUUCCUUCGUUCUAGGUCUACAAGCAUUUGAGAUUAUGGCGAUUGCUGCAGUUGGCAACAAUUUGAUAACUUACGUUUUCAAUGAGAUGCACUUUCCUUUGUCCAAAUCAGCAAAUAUAGUGACCAACUUCAUUGGCACUGUUUUCCUGUUGUCCCUUCUUGGUGGCUUCCUCUCUGAUUCAUAUCUUGGGUGUUUUAAGACAAUGUUGGUGUUUGGCCUGGUGGAGCUCUCUGGUUUUCUACUAUUAUCGAUUCAAGCACAUCUACCCCAACUAAAACCACCCAAAUGCAACAUGAUGGCCGAAGGAGAACACUGCUUACAAGCAAAAGGCUACAAAGCCUCCAUACUCUUCCUUGCCCUUUACUUGAUAGCCAUGGGGAGUGGAUGCCUAAAGCCUAACAUGAUCUCUCAUGGGGCUGAUCAGUUCACCAAACAUGAUCCAAAUCAAUCCAGGAAGCUCUCUACUUACUUCAACACUGCAUAUUUCAGCUUCUGUGCCGGAGAAAUGAUGGCUUUGACUGUUGUCGUUUGGAUCCAGACGCAUUCAGGUAUGGAUAUAGGGUUUGGGGUAUCGGCAGUGAUCAUGGCAAUUGGGUUGAUUAGCUUGAUGUGUGGCAUGGUGUUCUACAGUAACAAGCCUCCUCAGGGUAGCAUCUUUGCUCCAAUUGCAAGGGUUUUUUUCUCUGCAAUCACUGAGCGAAAGCAAAUAUGCACAUCUCAUGCUGAUAAAAUUCAUCAUAGCCAAAAUAUUGCAAAUUAUCACCUCACAAUUUCUGGCCAUGAGUCCUCUUCAAAUGCUGGCAAUCUCCAUGCCCACAAAUUCAGGUUUUUGGACAAAGCCUGCACCAAAUCUAACUCCUACAGAAACAAACACAAACCCUGCACUGAAUCUGGAGUGAAGCAAGCAAAAACUCUACUCUCCCUGAUACCAAUCUUCGCCUGCACCAUAAUUUUCAACACAAUCCUAGCUCAACUCCAAACUUUCUCAGUUCAACAAGGCCGAUCCAUGAACACCCAAAUCUUCAACUCUUUCCAAAUCCCGCCCGCUUCUCUUCAGUCCAUCCCUUACUUAAUGCUCAUAAUCUUAGUCCCAAUUUACGAAACGACCAUCAUUCCUUUAGCCCGAAGACUCACAUCCAAAGAAUCAGGAAUCUCUCCUUUAAACAGAAUUGGCAUUGGUCUCUUCACUGUAACAUUUUCAAUGGUCUCAGCUGCAGUCAUAGAGAAAAAGCGAAGGAACCUAGCAAUUAAAUCGAAUGAGAUGCUGUCGAUAUUUUGGAUUGCACCGCAAUUUCUAGUGUUUGGGCUAUCUGAGAUGUUUACGGCCGUGGGAUUAAUUGAGUUCUUCUAUAAGCAGUCCUUAGGAGGAAUGCAGGCAUUUUGUACGGCAAUGACUUACUGUUCUUAUUCAUUUGGGUUCUUUUUGAGCUCUCUGCUGGUUUCUUUGGUGAACAAGGUUACAGAUUUGGAUGGUUCUAGCGGUGGAUGGCUUAACAAUAAUGAUUUGAAUAAGGAUAGGUUGGAUUUGUUCUAUUGGAUGCUUGCAGGACUUAGUUUGCUUAAUUUUUUCAACUAUCUUUUUUGGUCUAGGUGGUACUCUUAUUUUAUACCUGUUUCAUAUAUGAGUGAUCAUUGUAUUGAGGAGAAGAGUGAGGAUGCUGAGAAUAGAACCUCUCUGUAAGAAGUCUCUUUUUAGUUAAUGUAGAGCUCUUUAUUUGUUUGUUUGUAA